AGAGGAAAAAUGAUAUUCUGAGUAAAGUGGGUCAGAAAGAGGAAUCGUAACAUCUCAGUCCUUAAUUUCAUAACUUCUAACAGCAGGAAAACCACCCAAGGCCCUUUCUACUUCCUUGUCCUCCAGCUCCUCUGUGUGAUCAGGGACUUGGGGGCCAUGGUGGCUUCACUGACAUUUGCUUCCAUAGCACAAGAUGAGAGGGGGUGUUGCAGGAAGAUGGGGGGUGGGGGUAGCCCCCCACUGGGAAGAGGCAUGAUGGGAAAAGGGGUUGGGGAGUUGAAAAGACAAUCUAGACAGGAAGGAUAAAGAUGUCAUUCUACAACCUUUUUGGUGGGAGAGCUACCCCACCCUAUGACAAGUUCUGCAAUAGACAUAACCAUUCAUUCAUUCAUUCAUUCACAAAAAAUGUCACGUAACCCUCUAGCUUAAAGCCUUCCACUCCCUUCCCACUGCCCAUAGGGUAAAACCAUAGUUCCUCCCUACAUCUUUCUACCUCUCCAACUCAUUUCUUUGGUCUCUUCCCUACAUGCUCAGCAUCUUUGACUUGUUUCUACCCCAGAGCCUUUGCACUUGCUGUUCCUUCUGCCUGGAAUGCUCUCUCCCCCAUUCCUUCUCAUCCUUCAGAUAUCAACUUGAAGGCCACUUCCUCGGAGAACUCUCCACUGAGCACCCUGUCUACAAUGGCCCCUCACUACACCCUGCUAUCACCCUCUAUCCUCAUACCCUGCUUACCUGCAGGGCAUGUAAAGAAUCUGAAGAUGUUUAUUCACACAAGACUAUAAACUCCACAAAAGCAGAGACCUUGUUGAUCUUAUUCACUGCUGGGUCCCUAGCACCUAGGAGAGUACUUGGCACAUAGCAGAAAUACGUGCUCAGGAAAUGUUGUUGAAUGAAUGAAUGAAACACCUACAUACACGAGGUUUAUAGAAGUAAAAGAACAGACACCUACCAUUGCUUCUAGGAACUACAACCUAAAAUUGAAUAGAACUUUUGCAUCAGCUCAUUGCAUCAGCUCCCUAGCUCCUGAUUCGUAAAAUGUGACUUUCCUAAAAUCUGAACUCUGAGAUUGGCAUCCUAGUUCUGUAACAGCUCUCUGUUAUCUAUCAAGUGGUCAGGUUGCCUUCUUUGCCACCAUGACUUGUUCUAGAUUCUCAUCAAAACACCAACAUGUUCUCAAUCAUCAGGACUUUUUCUUCUGAGUAAUUUACCUUAGUUAUGCUGGUCCAGAGUUGGGUCUACUGUAUCUGCGGGUAUAAUGUACAGAAUAAUUCCAUUUCAAUCCUGGAUUAGGGGCCUGCUAGAGCAGGACUCUGAUGUGGGACUAGAAGCACCGACACUGCGUGUAAGAUCAGCCAUAGACUGUGUCCAGGCAGAAACCAAGAGCUCUGGCACAAGAGUGAGAGGCAGGUGCUGCCGCAGGUCUGUGCAAGUUCAGGCCCCUGGCAAUUUUGGUAGCUGAGCUCUGUCUUCUCCUUUGGUCCUGAUGCUGGUAAAGUCCCAACACUCAAGAAAACAGGGUUUGGGACAUCCCUGGUGGCACAGUGGUUAAGAAUCCACCUGCCAAUGCAGGGGACAUGGAUUCGAGCCCUGGCCUGGGGAGAUCCCACAUGCCACGGAGCAACUAAGCCCAUGCGCCACAACUACUAAGCCUGUGCUCUAGAGCCCAUGAGCCACAACUACUGAGCCCACGUGCCACAACUACUGAGCUCGCGUGCCUAGAGCCCGUGCUCUGCAACAAGAGAAGCCACCGCAGUAAGAAGCCCAUGCACCACAACAAAGAGUAGCCCCCGCUUGCCACAACUAGAGAAAGCCCGCGCGCAGCAACAAAGACCCAAUGCAACCAAAAUAAGUAAAUUAAUUAAUUAAUUUAAAAAAUAAAGAAAGAAAGAAAACAGGGUUUGUUGUGUUGGCCCCUCCCUCCCCUCCUGCUUGGGACACAGCUACCCGUCCACUAGAGAACGUAGUGAAGAGCCAAUCUAAUGCCAGUUCUCUCCUCCCACAGAGUCCUGGUCCGGGGUCGUGCAGUCCAAGGGGCUGGAUGGCAUGCUGGACCCAAGCUCAGCUCAGCGUCUGGGCCCAAUAACAGCUUUUCCGAAGGAGCAGCUUUCUGUCCUGGCCACACUGAGGUGCACAGCGUAAUGUCCAUGUUGUUCUACACUCUGAUCACAGCUCUUUGGAUCGGCGUCCAGGCAGAAGCGCACACCCAGAGCAAUGUCCCAGCAGGACACGCCAUCCCCCAAGCCCACUGGACUAACCUUCAGCACUCCCUUGACACAGCCCUCCGCAGAGCCCACAGCGGCCCGGCAGCCGCGAUAGCCGCCAGGGUGGCAGGGCAGACCCGCAAGAUCACCGUGGACCCGGAACUGUUUAAAAAGCGGCGCCUGCGUUCACCCCGCGUGCUGUUUAGCACCCAGCCCCCACCUGCGGCCGCGGACGCUCAGGGUCUGGACUUGGAGGCCGGCGGGGCCGCCCCCUUCAACAGGACUCACAGGAGCAAGCGGUCGUCGUCCCACCCUGUCUUCCACCGCGGGGAGUUCUCGGUGUGCGACAGCGUCAGCGUGUGGGUGGGGGACAAGGCCACCGCCACGGACAUCAAGGGCAAGGAGGUGAUGGUGUUGGGAGAGGUGAACAUCAACAACAGUGUAUUCAAACAGUACUUUUUUGAGACCAAGUGCCGGGACCCCAAUCCCGUCGACAGCGGAUGCCGGGGCAUCGACUCGAAGCACUGGAACUCAUAUUGUACCACGACCCACACCUUCGUCAAGGCGCUGACCAUGGAUGGCAAGCAGGCCGCCUGGCGGUUCAUCCGGAUCGACACGGCCUGCGUGUGUGUGCUCAGCAGGAAAGCUGGGAGGAGAGCCUGACCGGCCCGACAGCCCUCAACCUCUCCCAGCUCCCCCCUCCACACUCUCCGGCACCCCUCCCUACCUCAACCUGUAAAUUAUUUUAAAUUAUAAGGACUGCAUGGUAAUUUAUAGUUUAUACAGUUUUAAAGAACCAUUAUUUAUUAAAUUUUUGGAAGCA
Messenger RNA from Orcinus orca (killer whale), 3024 nucleotides. It is a transcript of the gene NGF, whose product is annotated as nerve growth factor. The record is from RefSeq and is a predicted model, not a curated record. Gene Ontology annotation, molecular function: growth factor activity; nerve growth factor receptor binding. Bases 1980 to 2864 code for a protein of 294 amino acids. Gene Ontology annotation, biological process: neuron projection morphogenesis; memory; positive regulation of collateral sprouting. The transcript is spliced from 2 exons. Lineage: Eukaryota; Metazoa; Chordata; Mammalia; Artiodactyla; Delphinidae.